Messenger RNA from Hydractinia symbiolongicarpus, 1950 nucleotides. RefSeq lists its product as uncharacterized. The record is from RefSeq and is a predicted model, not a curated record. The coding region runs from base 1 to 1950 and encodes 649 amino acids. Lineage: Eukaryota; Metazoa; Cnidaria; Hydrozoa; Anthoathecata; Hydractiniidae. The transcript has a single exon.
AUGUAUUUAAACACAUGGAGAAAACAACAACUUUAUAAUAAAGAUGGUGAUUUAAUAAUUAGGACACAGGACAAAGGAAACCGUUUCGUAAUUGUAGACAAAGUAACUGACAAGGAAAAGGCAAAACAACAGAUACAAAGGAGUUCCUUCGUAACAUUAGAACAUGAUCCAACUUUACAACACAUCCAAAAGGUGAAAGAUUGGGCUGAAAAAUGGUUUAAAAAUGGUGAAAUAUCAAAGCAAUGGAAAGAAUAUAUAGUGAAUGAGAAUGCCUGUCCAGGCAAAAACUCCACUCUUUACAAAACUCACAAGGCUGGUACUCCAGUACGAUUACUUACUUCUGGUUGUAACACUGCUAUCGAGAAUUUAGCUAGAUUUCUUGAAGUUAUAUGUGCACCGUUUACUGAAAAUAUGCGUAGUAGAAUUAAGAACACGUCUCACUUACUGGACAUUAUUGAUUCAAUUAACGAAAAAGGCAUACCUGAUCACACUCAAUUGGUAUCUUUUGAUAUUGUUAACAUGUUUCCUAGCAUUGACAAUAGAAAUGGUUUAGAUUCCGUGCGAAAAAUCAUGGAUAAAAGAAUAUUUAAGAAACCAUCGACAGAAUGUAUUAUGGAUGCGUUAGACUUAUGUCUUUAUAAUAACAAUUCUGUUUUCGCAAAUGAGCACUUAUUACAAACGAAUGGCACAGCAACAGGUGCACCUAAUUCUUGUUCGUAUGCAGAUAUAGCUGUAUCUUCCAUAGACGACGCUGUUUUUGAAAAAAUGCAUUCUUCUUAUCCUGAAAUAUUGUAUUUUGGUCGUUAUAGAGAUGACUGCCUAUCUUUAUGGUGUGGUAGCAAUGACAAGUUACAAGAAUUCUUUGUUUUUAUGAAUUCUAUUAACCAAGAUUUGAAAUUCACAAUGGAAAUUGGAGGUGAUAAACUCUGUUUCCUUGACCUGCAAAUGUCAUUGAAAGAUAACAAAAUCAGUACAACUGUUUACAGUAAACCCACAGAUACUCAUUUAUAUCUUCACGCAACAUCCUGCCACAAUAAAAGUUCUAUUAGAGGUAUACCAAAAGGUAUUGCAUUACGUCUUCGUCGGAUCUGCAGUAACAAUACUGAUUAUAAUGAGAAAUCAAACAAGUACUGUGGUUAUUUAACAAAAAGAGGUUAUAAUAAAAGUGUCAUUAAGAAAACAUUUCAACAUAUAGGAACAAUAUCACGCUGUGAUGCUAGGAAAAAGAUUACCCGCAAUAAUUCUAAAACAAGAGUUAUCUUCUCCACAAAGUUCAACCCUAGAGGACCCGACAUCAAAACCAUUGUCCAGACCCACAUGCCCAUUAUUAGUAAUCAUCCAGACUUGUCGCGGCUGUUUCCAGAAAACAGUAUAUUGGUUGCAUAUAAAAGAGAGAAUAACUUAAGGGAUUUAAUAUUACGUGCUGAUCCUUACAACAUCAAGUCUGAUUUAUCAAACGACAAUGCAGCAGGUUAUGUGAAAUGUAAAAAUAAAAAAUGCGACUCCUGCAAGAAUUAUGUAAUUGAAACCACUUUUGUAGUAUCAAAAGCAACUGGCAGGAAAUUUAAAAUUCGUCGCGAAAGCAGUUGCAGUUCAAAAAACGUUAUAUACGUUGCUUUUUGUAAAUUAUGUGGUAAGCAGGGUGUUGGAUCCACCGUUGCUUGGAAGCCUCGACUUUCGAAUUACAAAUCCCACAUUAAAAAGAAGAUACCAUCUUGCAAAGUUGUGAAACAUUUUAUUGAUGAAUGCCCUAAUGCCUCCGUGCAAAAUAUUGGGUUUAUUAUAGUUGAUGUUGUGAACAAUGGAGAGAAUUUAACAAACAGGCAAAUUGAUAGUUUGCUAUUAGAUAAAGAAAAAUUCUGGAUAGGGACACUCGUCACACAACAUCAGGGACUUAAUGGUUCUCAUGACUGGAAUAGAACUAAAAGAACAGAAAAAUGCAAGUUGUAG